Molecule: messenger RNA, 1455 nt
Organism: Metarhizium album ARSEF 1941
Lineage: Eukaryota; Fungi; Ascomycota; Sordariomycetes; Hypocreales; Clavicipitaceae
Product: histidyl-tRNA synthetase
Exons: 3
Coding region: 1-1455 (484 amino acids)
Biological process (GO): histidyl-tRNA aminoacylation; mitochondrial translation
Cellular component (GO): mitochondrion; cytoplasm
Molecular function (GO): histidine-tRNA ligase activity; ATP binding
Source: RefSeq, a predicted model, not a curated record
AUGGCGACCCCAGACAGUAAGACGCCAAAAGGCCCAACGGUUACGCUGAAAACCCCCAAGGGAACGCGGGACUGGAGCGGACAGGACAUGUUGCUGCGCGAGGAAGUCUUCCAAAUGAUCACCGAUGUAUUCAAACGGCAUGGUGGCACCCCUCUUGAUACCCCUGUGUUUGAGUUGAAAGAGAUUCUUGCAGGAAAAUAUGGGGAAGAUUCCAAGCUCAUCUACGACCUGCAAGACCAGGGCGGCGAGCUCUGCUCUCUUCGAUACGAUUUAACAGUUCCCUUUGCCCGUUGGCUCGCCAUGAACAACAUACAAGCUGUAAAGCGUUACCACAUUGCCAAAGUCUACCGAAGAGACCAACCGGCCAUUGCCCGUGGACGAUAUCGCGAGUUUCACCAGUGCGAUUUCGACAUUGCUGGCGUGUACGAUCCUAUGAUUCCUGAUGCUGAAGUCUUGCGAAUUAUAGUUGAGGUGUUUGAGGCCUUACAGCUUGGAGUCACCAUCAAGCUCAACCAUAGACAAGUUCUUGACGGCAUGUUCGCCGUGGCAGGCGUCGCCCCCGAGAAGAUCAGGACGAUUAGUUCGGCCGUUGAUAAGCUGGACAAGAUGUCCUGGGAAGAUGUCAAGAAGGAGAUGGUUGAAGAGAAGGGCCUUGCUAGCGAGGUGGCUGACCGAAUUGGCGAAUAUGUUCGUCAUGCGGGAACUAUUUCCGAGACGUUGCAGCUUCUCAACUCCAGGGAGGAGCUCGUCGCAAACGAACAAGUCAAGCGCGGACUUGAUGACAUGGCCUUGCUUUCUUCAUACGUUGAGGCCUUCGGCAUUGCCGACAAGAUAUCCUUUGAUCUCUCUCUUGCUCGAGGUCUCGAUUAUUACACUGGCUUGAUUUACGAAGUCAUCAACCUACCCCCCAAGCCUGAAGAGGGCCAGGACUCCGGCAAGAGAUCAAAGAAGGACGAUCCCGCCAGCCAAGUAGGCAGUAUUGCUGCUGGCGGCCGUUACGACAACCUGGUAGGAAUGUACGGCAAGCGGCAGAUUCCUUGCGUAGGUAUUUCCUUUGGUGUUGACCGCAUUUUCACCAUCUUGGAGGCACGACGCAAAAAAGAAGGGCUCGAGCAAAGACGAGGCGUGGACGUGUAUGUCAUGGCUUUUGGCGAUAAGACGUUCAAUGGUCUUCUUCCGGAACGCAUGGCAGUUGCCCAGAGGUUGUGGAGCGCCGGUAUCCGCGCAGAGUUUUCUCCGAAGGUCAAGCCUAAGCUGCCCCAGCAAUUCAAGGCUGCCGAAGGUGUGCCGUUAGGAGUCAUUUUGGGUCAGUCGGAGCUCGACGCCGGCCAGGUCAGACUCAAGAGACUGGGACAAGGAGAGAACAAGGGAGAUGACAAGCCUGCGGAGAAGGACGAUGGAAAAUUAGUUCCAUUGGACAACUUGGCUGAUGAAGUCAAAAAGCUACUUAUCUAG